AUGUCUUCUCUUUUGCUUGAGAACUACGAAUAUUACGAUAUGCCCAAAAAGCGCUCGCUGAAACCAGUGAACCGUGGCUUUGCAACUACAUCCGUACAAAAGAAGCCUGAAGAUCCUAAACCUGUCGUUGAGGCCCCGCAAGCUCCCGCGCCCGAAGACAGGCCGUCGACACCGCUUUCAACGAGCCAGCAACCCAUCAACGACGAUAUCGUGCAGCAGUACUACUCCAAGGUACUCAAGGAUGUUGAGAGGAACGUUAAAGGUAUUGAUUAUGAUAGAAAGCUCGCGAAACAGCUCCCAACUCUUCAGCUUAAUGAUAUCAACUACAAAGAAUUCGUACCGACAUUCAGCUGCGACGAUAGCCACAUAGACAGUAAUGACAAGAUAUUUCACAAGCUUGGAGUUACUUACAAUACUUUGAAGAGGCUGGGAUUCACCCAUUCGCUAGUAGUUGACUCUUUUAACGCUACAAACUCAUUUGACCUGCAAAACGCUUUGGUAUGGCUUGCAUUCAACGUCUCUGAUGAGCAACUCAACGAUACUGCGUACACGACAAUUCCGCCUUCUCCUCCGAAACCACUCCCAACGCCUACUCCGCCAGCCUCUUCAACGCCCAAAAAGACUUCUGGUACUGCUAGUCCCUCGUUGACCCCUUCCAAGCCCAGCAAACCCGCCUUCGAUGUUCCUCAAAUUACCCUGUCCGAUGACGACCAACUCGAGCCUACACAAGCAUACGUCCGCUUCAAGCUGGAGCUCGACGAUGCAGAGCGGGCUGCAGGUAUCGUCAAGAAGAAGAAAAAGUCUAAGGCCGAUGACUGUUCUGAUCCGCAAGUGAUAGCUUUAAGGGCAGUUGUCGAUCAGUUGCAAGGAAUGUAUCUAUUUGAUAAGAAAGACGCCGACAAUGCUUACAGGGAACAAAGAAAUGAGCUCGACAAGGAGCUUCUCCAAGAACGACUGAAACAACCGCAACCACAGCAUCAACAGCAACCACCUUCACCCACGCAGGAGAAUAAAAAAUCUGCUGAUCCUGUUGAAGAAGACAUGGGCGAUCUCUUCAAGGAAGAAGAACAAGAAGAGCUCACACCUAGCGGUAAUCCUAUGCCUGUCAUUGACAUGACUCUUCCAAGACAAAUAUCUGCGCGCUCAAUGCCAAAGACUAUCGUUGAAGAAACAAUCAUCAAGAUCGACAAGUCUGCUCAGUCUUACUUUUUGAUCGUAUCUAAGGGAUCUCGUGCUAUCAGAGCAUCAGGUUUUGUUCAAUGGGGUUUAGAGUUUCAAUACGCACGUGAUGAGCACGAGAUGGUUGACGUCGGCUGCCAGAAUGACACACAGGCUAUUAAUUACGUCGCGUUGAUGCUACUUCACAAGGUUUAUCUCAAGCAUCCAGCGGCAUGUACUUUCAAGCACUCACAAUUCCCACUUUCAUUCCAGGAGCUGUGGGCAGAAGUUGAGAACAAGCGUAAAACUGAGGAAAGCGCUAAACAGAGCGAGGAAUACCUAAUGCUGAAGCAAUACUUUGAUGAAAAGAUGGAAAGUGCACCAUCUAAAUACAAAUCGACACCAAAAGCGACCAAAACCAACGCAACUGAUGGAGAAUCUCUUUCACACUCCCAAAAGAACUCUGUAUCGAGAAAAGACAGCAAGUUGCAGGAAAUCUUUGAACAAAGGCAGCGAACAGAAGCUUAUCAAACCAUGUUACAGUCGAGAAAUACACUUCCAAUAGCUUCCUAUCGUGAGGAGAUCCUUAACACAAUCAACUCCUCACAGGUCAUGGUCCUCAGUGGUGAAACUGGCUGUGGCAAGUCUACCCAACUUCCUGCGUUCAUUUUAGAGGAUGCUCUGAGCAAGGGCGAAAAAUGCAAGAUCUACUGUACCGAGCCUAGGCGUAUAUCUGCCAUAUCCCUUGGAUCUAGAGUUUCUGCUGAGUUGGGUGAAAAGCCGGGUACUUUAGGUGGACCGGAGUCUCUUGUCGGUUAUGCCGUACGAUUGGAGAGCCAUAUUGGUAAAUCGACGCGACUGGUAUAUGCCACGAACGGUAUUGCAUUGCGUAUGCUUGAAUCAAGCAAUGGUCCAGACGGAAAGAGUGCCUUUGAUGAUCUCACUCAUAUUGUCAUUGACGAAGUACACGAGCGCUCUAUUGAGUCAGACUUUUUGCUCAUCGUGCUGAAGUCUUUACUUCAGCAACGCAAAAACCUCAAGAUUAUUCUCAUGAGUGCGACUGUUGAUUCCAAAAAAAUUAGCUCGUACUUUGGUGGAUGUCCUGUUAUUAGCGUACCAGGACGUACUUUCCCCGUAGAUGUUUGCUAUCUCGAGGAUGCCAUCGAAUUUAGUGGUUUCAGAAUCGAUGAAACCUCGCAGUAUGCUCGUAACCAAUAUGACCGAAUUGCUAACAAGGGAAAAUCACAAAUAGCGGAGUGGAACGAGGAUGAAGACGAUGAAGAGAAUAACAGUGGAACAUCUACACCAAAGGAUCAAAGCGUUUCAUCGGCUUUGCCUAAGCUGAGCCCAGACACAUUCACGACUCUCAAUCUUCUCAACGAGUAUUUGAUUCCGUAUGAUCUGAUAUUAAAGACUUUGGAAAGGCUCAGUACGGAUGCUCAAUGGAUUCAUUAUUCUAGCGCAACACUCAUUUUCAUGUCUGGUAUGGCAGAAAUAAGACGUAUGAAUGAUAUGCUGCAAGAGCAUCCGCUGUUUGGUGAUAGCUCACAGUUUAACAUUUACCCGUUACAUUCCAGUAUUGCCUCUGACAAGCAGGGUGCAGUUUUUGACAUACCACCACCAGGAGUUCGUAAAAUUGUCAUUGCUACAAACAUUGCCGAGACUGGUAUCACCAUUCCAGACGUGACAUGUGUCAUUGAUACUGGUAGACAUCGCGAAAUGAGAUUCGACGAGAAGAGACAGAUCUCACGUCUUCUGGAUUGCUUCAUCGCCAAGUCGAAUGCUAAGCAGAGAAGAGGUAGAGCCGGUAGAGUAAGAGAAGGUCUUUGUUUCCACCUUUUUACUCGUGAUAGGUUUGAGAAUGGGCUUUCCGAUCAUCCUUUGCCCGAAAUGACUCGUCUUUCAUUGCAAGAUCUCGCUCUCAGGAUUAAAAUAAUGAAUGUUCAGAUAGGAUCAUCGAUUGAGGACGUACUUAUGCGCGCACUGGAUCCACCUACCUCGAUCAAUAUCCAAAGAGCGAUUUCGUCCCUUAUUGAAGUCAAGGCGCUUAAGUCCAAUGAAGAAAUCACUCCGAUGGGUCGCAUAUUGUCAAGACUGCCAGUCGAUGUUCAUAUUGGAAAGUUUUUAUUAUUUGCGGUUAUAUUCGGUUGCCUCGACUCUGCGCUUACAAUUGCUGCAACUCUUAACUCGAAGUCACCAUUUGUUACGCCGUUUGGUCAUGAAACUGAGGCUAUGAAUGCCAAGAAGGCUUACAACGAAGGUAGUAACUCUGACUUUGUUAUUAUUGUCAAGGCAUACAAUGGUUGGAGACAGGCAUUAAAAAAUCAAGGAUGGGCAUUUAUGAAGAGGUAUUGCGAUCAAAAUUACCUGAGUUUGCAGAACCUCCAAUCAAUCGAAGAAUUAAGAAUACAAUUAAUGUCUUAUUUGAUUGACGCAAACUUUGUUAGUCUGAAUCAUAAGCAAAUGCGAGAGCUUAAUGCUGCUCGCAUGGUUCGCACAGGAAGAGGGUCAUUAAAGUUUUUCGAUAUCCCCGAGGAGCUUGACUAUAAUGCAGGAGAUUAUUCCAUUCUCCAUGCAGCCAUUGCGGCUGGACUAUUCCCCAAGAUGAUAUCAUUAGACUGGUAUACGAAGACGAUGAAGACGAUUCAAAACAAUGCGGUAGUUUCUAUACACCCUUCAUCGCCUAAUUUCAAAGUAAAAUGGCAAGAAUUUGGGUCGACAUUCCUUUGCUAUUUCACACUUUUGCAAUCGAGGAAGCUUUACGCUCAUGAGGUUGCACCUAUAGAUAUCAUGGCAUUGAUACUGUUGUGCGGAGAUAUAGAUUUGAAGAUGACUUCAAACACGAUACAAGUACAUAACAAAGUGAAAGUAUCACUUGAUCUACGCACUUGUGCGCUUCUUGCAAGUCUGCGUGAAGGGUUGCAGUCGGCAGCAAACGCAACGAUCAGAGGAAAGGAGUGGACGUCGUAUCAAACGCACGCAUUUAGAACUGCAUUAGACGUUUUGAAAGGCACACAUUGA
Molecule: messenger RNA, 4179 nt
Organism: Wallemia ichthyophaga EXF-994
Lineage: Eukaryota; Fungi; Basidiomycota; Wallemiomycetes; Wallemiales; Wallemiaceae
Exons: 7
Coding region: 1-4179 (1392 amino acids)
Cellular component (GO): intracellular anatomical structure
Molecular function (GO): ATP binding; RNA binding
Source: RefSeq, a predicted model, not a curated record